This is a messenger RNA of Suillus paluster, 4142 nucleotides long. Its product is annotated as P-loop containing nucleoside triphosphate hydrolase protein. The transcript is spliced from 22 exons. Gene Ontology annotation, biological process: transmembrane transport. The record is from RefSeq and is a predicted model, not a curated record. Gene Ontology annotation, cellular component: membrane. Bases 117 to 4142 code for a protein of 1341 amino acids. Lineage: Eukaryota; Fungi; Basidiomycota; Agaricomycetes; Boletales; Suillaceae. Gene Ontology annotation, molecular function: ABC-type transporter activity; ATP binding; ATP hydrolysis activity.
AGCACAUACGUCAAACUUGUAUUGACGCCCAAGCCUAUCUCGGAAGUUGGAACCGCACUGGUGACCUGCAUAAAUGCAUAGAUUCCUGCAACUGUCCGCCCAAGCUGCGCUCGAACAUGGGUGCAGAACCCAUCUCACCUGCCCUACAUAUAUCGGAGGGCCCUUCAGCCACUCCCGAUGAGAAGCAACCAGUACCUGCAUUUUCAAAAGAGCCCACUGCGCCUCCAGAACAUGUCGCUCUGGAAAUGAAAGCCAAGCCAAAGGGCAUCCCAACCUUUCUCCCCUGGUUAAAGAAGGCAUCUAAAGAAGGGGAAAGUCUUGAUAGCGAAGCUGUGAACGCAAAAGCAGCAGAGACACUCGCCCCUGCGUCAUUCUUUUCGCUAUUUCGGUAUUCAACUCGCUUUGAAAUAAUGUUGAACCUCUUUGGAGUAAUCUGUGCUGUUGUUGCGGGCGCGAUGCAGCCAGUCAUGACUUUGGCAUUCGGCAACUUGACACAAGAUUUCGUUGCAUUUGGUUUAGCAGAGAACGAAUACUAUCAAUCGCUACAAUCCAACGAUGCGAACGUGACUGAGCAGGCGCAGAUGGCACUGGAUGCUGCUGCAUCCGAGUUCCGUCAUAACGCUAGCCUGGAUGCUUCUUACCUUACUUACAUCGGUAUCUUGAUAUUUUUUUCCACGUAUCUGUAUAUGUACACCUGGAUUUACACUUCAGAGGUUAAUGGGAAAAGAAUACGAGAGAGGUAUCUUCAGGCCGUCCUUAAACAGGAAAUCGCCUAUUUUGAUGAUGUCGGGGCUGGAGAGGUUGCGACGCGCAUCCAAACAGACACUCACUUGGUACAACUGGGGAUAUCCGAAAAAGUCACUCUUGCAGUCACUUUCAUCAGCGCAUUCUUCGUUGGCUUUAUUCUUGCAUAUGUCCGGUCAUGGCGUCUCGCUUUAGCAUUGUCAUCCAUCUUUCCGUGCAUCGCAACCACAGCCGGCGUCAUGAAUAAAUUCAUGUCCAAAUACACGCAGUUAUCUUUGAAUCAUAUUGCUGAGGCAGGUAGUCUUGCGGAGGAGGUCAUAUCCACGAUUCGCACCGCACAGGCUUUUGGGACGCAAAAGGUUUUGUCUGGGAUAUACGAUAAGAACGUCGAUGUCUCUCGCGUCGUUGAUUCUAAAGCGAGUAUUUGGCAAGGAGCAGGGCUAGGCUGCAUCUUCUUCGUGAUCUACAGUGCAUACGCGCUGGCAUUUGAUUUUGGAACUACCCUCAUAAAUGAGGGGCAGGCUACCGCCGGACAGGUCAUAAAUGUCCUCAUGUCUAUCUUAAUUGGGUCCUUCUCUCUUGCCCAACUUGCGCCUGAAUUGCAAGCCAUUACACGCGCCUGUGGCGCUGCCGCCAAACUGUUUGCUACGAUCGAGCGUGUCCCGGAUAUCGACUCUACAAACCCAGGGGGACUAAAGCCUAUGAAAGUUACUGGCGAGAUCACAUUCCAGGAUAUCAAAUUCAGCUAUCCAUCUCGCGCGGAUGUCCCAGUUCUCAAAGGCAUUAAUGUCACUUUCCCGGCUGGCAAAACCACUGCUCUCGUCGGCGCAUCUGGAUCUGGUAAAUCUACCAUUGUAUCUCUCACCGAACGCUUCUACGAUCCACUCAGUGGUUCUGUUAUACUUGAUGGGACCGACUUGCGGGAGCUGAACAUCAAGUGGUUGCGCUCUCAGAUCGGUCUUGUUUCACAAGAGCCCGUUCUUUUCGCGACGACUAUCAGGGGUAACGUCGCACACGGUCUCAUUGGCACAUCAUACGAGGAUGCAUCUAACGAGCAGAAAUUCCAGCUCAUCAAAGCAGCCUGCAUUAAGUCCAACGCCGAUAACUUUAUUAGCCACUUGCCACAAGGAUAUGACACCAUGGUUGGUGAGCGGGGUUUUCUGUUGUCGGGGGGACAAAAACAGCGCGUCGCCAUUGCGCGAGCUAUUGUGUCUGAUCCGCGUAUCUUGCUACUCGACGAAGCAACGAGUGCCCUCGAUACUCGCUCGGAAGGGAUUGUACAAGAUGCUCUUGACAAGGCAGCUGCUGGCCGCACCACAAUCACCAUUGCUCAUCGCUUGUCAACGAUCAAAGAUGCUGACUGCAUACUUGUUAUGGGCGAGGGACUCGUACUGGAGCGCGGGACUCAUGCUGAACUCCUGGCAGACGAGAAUGGCGCAUACUCUCGUCUCGUCAAAGCACAAACUCUUCGCGAGGGUCAUGAAGAUGAUGAUCUGGAUCCAGUUAUACGCAAUCUGGAAGAGCCUAGGUCAGAAGAACUCCUCAAUCGGAAGAACACCAUUCACUCCGUCGGAAGCGACGUCGUCAGUCAACUAAAGGAGAAUGUAGGGGUCCGGGCUCGAGAGGAGGAUUACGAUCUAUUCUAUUUAAUGAGACGUAUUGCUGGUCUUCACCGCGAAGGGUUUUACCGAUACGUGAUUGGAUCUCUCUUUGCUAUAUGCAGUGGUGCUGUUUCUCCUGUAUCCGGUAUUAUAUAUGGACACGCGAUUUCCGGCUUCACUGCGACCACAAACUCUAAGCGCCGCUACGAAGGCGACCGGAAUGCUCUCUGGUUUUUCAUUCUUGCGAUCAUGUAUGCUUUCUUUCUUGGACUGCAGAACUACUUCUUUGCUUCGUCUGCCGCUGUCCUGACUGCCAAGCUUCGCUCGCUCAGUUUUAGAGCCAUUCUCCGACAAGACAUCGAGUACUUUGACAAUGACAAGAAUAGUACCGGCGUUCUGACUUCAAGCUUGAGUGAGAAUCCCCAGAAAAUCAAUGGCCUCGCUGGCGUAACUCUAGGAGCAAUCGUUCAAUCCAUCACAACUCUGAUCGCUGGAUUGAUCAUUGGCUUCGCAUAUGCUUGGAAGCCGGCUAUUGUCGGUAUGGCAUGUAUCCCUGUGCUGGUGUCCGCUGGCUUCAUACGUUUGCAAGUUGUUGUUCUGAAAGAUAAGAAGAACAAGGCAGAACAUGAAAGCUCUGCUCAGAUUGCCUGCGAAGCUGCUGCAGCCAUUCGUACAAUUGCAUCAUUGACUCGAGAAGAGGACUGCCUUAAUCUUUACAGAACGAGCUUGGAGGGACCCGUCAGAAAAUCCACCAGGACAGCGGCCUGGAGCAACAUGCUUUUCGCGCUCUCUCAGGCCAUGUCUUUCUGGGUGAUUGCUUUGGUUUUCUGGUAUGGUUCGACUCUCGUUUCGCGGUUGGAGAUUUCCACGCAAUCUUUCUUCAUUGCUUUGAUGAGUACAACGUUUGGGGCAAUGCAGGCCGGUAAUGCCUUUGCUUUUGUGCCCGAUGUCUCGUCGGCCAAAGGGGCCGCCAAUGCAAUUAUCAGACUCCUUGAUUCAGCCCCUACGAUCGAUGCAGAGUCAGCUGAAGGCAAAAAUGUUCCAAGCGAAACCAUUAAAGGUCACAUAAAGCUGGAGAACGUUCAUUUCAGCUAUCCCACCCGCCCCGGAUUCCGGGUUCUUCGUGGCCUCUCACUUACCGUCGAGCCUGGAACUUAUGUUGCCUUAGUCGGCUCUAGUGGAUGUGGUAAAAGCACAGUCAUCCAGUUACUGGAGCGUUUCUACGAUCCGUUUUCCGGACAGGUGUUGCUCGACGGAGAGCCUAUCAACGAGUUUAACGUUCAGGCAUACCGACAGCAGCUUUCACUCGUGUCGCAAGAGCCUACUUUGUAUGCGGGAACUAUCCGCUUCAAUGUCUUGCUCGGUGCCGUCAGACCAGAAUCUGAGGUUACACAAGAAGAGGUCGAGGCUGCCUGCCGUGAUGCCAAUAUACUGGAUUUUAUUCAAUCACUUCCAGAUGGGUUCAAUACCGAAGUUGGUGGCAAGGGUUCCCAGCUCUCAGGGGGUCAAAAACAACGAGUAGCAAUCGCCCGCGCGCUGCUUCGAAACCCGAAGGUCCUUCUGCUGGACGAAGCCACAUCAGCCCUUGAUUCGAACUCAGAGAAGGUCGUGCAGGAAGCUCUUGACAAAGCUGCCAAAGGUCGCACAACGAUUGCAAUCGCCCACCGCCUUUCGACUAUCCAGAACGCUGAUCGCAUGAAGGCCGAGUCAGCGAAUCUGGCACUCAUGACUGAGCUUCUUGCGCGGAGAGGAGAUUAUUACGAGUUCGUCCAGCUACAAGCACUCAGCAAGAAGUAA